Cladocopium goreaui is the source of this 183-nucleotide messenger RNA. The record is from the annotation of a GenBank genome assembly. Lineage: Eukaryota; Dinophyceae; Suessiales; Symbiodiniaceae.
GUGAGCAGUGCAGAGGUGAGACCUGAAGUGCUACAGGCCCAGAAGGAGAUGGCAGAGUUACGCUGCCAACUGGAGGCAGCCAGAGGAGAAGCUGAACGCCUGCACUGGGACUUGCUAGAGGCACGGAAGUUGAAGUCGCAGGAGGAGCGAGAACUCAUCGAAUUCAAGGCUUUACGUGAAAAG